This is a messenger RNA of Carassius carassius (crucian carp), 1809 nucleotides long. It is a transcript of the gene tmem169a, whose product is annotated as transmembrane protein 169a. The transcript is spliced from 2 exons. Lineage: Eukaryota; Metazoa; Chordata; Actinopteri; Cypriniformes; Cyprinidae. The coding region runs from base 593 to 1465 and encodes 290 amino acids. The record is from RefSeq and is a predicted model, not a curated record.
UAUCACAUGGUCCUAAGUAUUCAGGUAAUUGGCAGUGGGGAAUAAAUGAUUAAUCAGAUUUUCUGGCAUCCGGAGCUGGGUUGCUAGGCAGAGCUCUGCAUUAAGCGAGCACGCGCACGCCGCUGAUUGGCCAAACAUUGGCAUUAGCGGUGCGGGGGGGGGGGGGGGGGGGUGCGCUGUCCUCUGCGUGGCACUCUCGUAAAGAAUAAACACCGCGCUAAAAUGUUACACAUGGUGAAGACUUGCAGACGAUAAACUGAAUAAGCAAACGACCUCUACUUUUGUCUGGGAGUUUAUUCGAGGUAAGAACUGUAUAUUCUCAUAUCAGUAAAUCAGAUACUACGCGUGGGGCGUGGCUUGAGAUAAACAGUGCCAGCUCCUAAAAUGCGAUGUAUUGCAAUGCAGCUCAAAACAAACUAACAUGUAUAGCAGGCGGUUGUGAUUUCUCUCUCUCUCUCUCUCUCUCUCUCUCUCUCUCUCUCUCUCUCUCUCUCUCAUUCUAGAAGGAAACCUCUUAAAGGGUGAUUGACACACCAAGCAGGUGUGUCCAGCUGCAUACUGACAUCAUAGGAGUCUCUCUGGCUUCACAGUCAUGAGUGAAGGGGCAUCUGGAGACAUCACUGGUCUGGAGCUGGAGGGAGCGACUGGGACAGAGGAGACCCCAGUGAACACGAUCCAGAGGUCAGCAGAGGAGGAGGGAACCACCACUCGGAGGAAAAAGAAGAAGAAAAAGAAAGAGAUCAUCUACCGCUCUGACCUGAAGAUGGAGGAUGCUGGGGAGGGAACCUCAGCAGAUGUGGACGGAAGCUUUAGUCCUGGACUUUACGAAGAUGAAGAGGGUAUCCCUCCUGACAGCCGUUACGUGACCCUGGCUGGCACCAUCACACGGGGAAAGCGGAAAGGCCAAAUGGUAGACAUCUAUAUGACGCUUACAGAUAAAGAGUUGAGAGACAUUGCACGCUCCAAAGAGCGUCUAGAUGCAGAAUGUGAUGGGGCUGCAGAAGCCAAGCAAAAACCCUGUGCACUGGGGGUCAGCCAGGGCCCUCAUGUUCUCCUCUGGAGCCUUUCCUGCUCUCCAUUCAUCUUCUUUCUCUCCUUCAUCACAUUGUUUUACUAUGGAACGCUCACCUGGUACAACGUCUUCCUGGUUUACAAUGAGGAACGCAGCUUUUUGCACAAAAUCACGGUGUGUCCCUUGCUCAUUCUGUUAUACCCAGUGCUGAUCAUGACGUUAUGUGUUUGUAUGGGGGUGUAUGCCACCUUGACCCAGCUCUCCUGGGUUUUCGGAGAAUGGUGGCUGGCGGUGAGGGACCUGGAGAAGGGCUUCUGUGGGUGGAUGUGUGGGAAGCUGGGGUUGGAGGACUGCGCCCCAUACAAUGUGGUUGAGCUGCUGGACUCUGACACUCUGUCCGGGACCCCCCAGGAUAAGAGGAUGCAAGAUGCUGAGAACACUUCUACUUUGUGAACUUGAAAAGAAGGAAUCAUUUUCGACAGCAUUUAACUUGUUUUCAAACCCGAGCAAUCAUAUUCAUUUUGUGAUAAUUCACAAAAAAAAAAAACCUCACCCCUAAUGUAGUUCCAAACCUUUUGUGUGGAACACAAAAUAAGAAAUUUUGAACACUGUUGAUAACCAAACCACAGUUUUAUAGAUGUGUACAUGCUGAUAGAGAAUUAUCAAUUAAUUAGUUAGAAACAUACUGUGUUUUGGCUGUUUAUUGUAAAAUAUCACAAAAACAAUGAAAUAUAGGGCCAAGUUAAUCUAAGAAUUCAGAACAUUAUCUUUCCAUAUCCAAUAAAAAAAGAAAAUAA